CGGAGCUUCAGCGGCAGGUAGUGACGCCACCGGCGCCAUAUUAGCCGCCGUCGCCGUCGUCGUGUUCGCAGCUGGACGGAGGAGCCGGUGAAGCAGGACCUCCACCAUGGACGCGGACUCGCUGCUGGCCGCUUUCAGAGAUUUCGAGAAGAAAGGAAAAAAGGAAACUUGUCCGAUUUUGGAUCAGUUUUUGUGCCAUAUCGCCAAAACCGGAGAGACGAUGAUUCAGUGGUCCCAAUUUAAAAGCUACUUUCUCUUCAAACUGGAGAAAGUAAUGGACGACUUUAAAGCUUCGUCUCCUGAUCAGCGUGGACCUGCAAAUCCAAACGUUGAGUACAUUCCCUUUGAGGAAAUGAAGGAAAGGAUACUUAAAAUUGUGGACGGCUAUAAUGGGAUUCCUUUCACAAUCCAGCGUCUGUGUGAGCUGCUUACUGAGCCCAAGAGAAACUACACAGGAACAGACAAGUUCCUCCGAGGCGUAGAGAAGAAUGUAAUGGUGGUCAGCUGUGUGUAUCCUACCUCAGAGAAAAAUGGAUCUACUUGUGUGAACAGAAUGAAUGGAGUCAUGUUCCCUGGAAACGCCUCUGCUUUUUCAGACAGGAACGUGAACGGUCCCGGAACACCCAGGCCGUUAAACAGACAAAAGCUCCCUCUGUCCAGCAGUGUAGCUACCAACGGCCUUCCUGACAGCACAGAAAACAAGGAGCAGGCGUUCGAGCCGUCGGACAGAACAGUCGGCGACUCCCUGACGUCGGAAGCUGCGGGCUCAAGCAGUGGGCCGAAGAAGAACAAGCACCACGAGGAUGAGGACUCGGAGGAAGAGGCCAGGCAUGACGCAAAACGACUUAAAUUUGAUAAGGACAACAAAAAAGAUGAGGAGGAGGACGAGGAGGAGGUGGAGGACGAGGAGAAGGACGUGGAGGAGAAUGUGAAGGAGCAGCCCUGUCCUGCUCCAGCAGAGAGCUCGUCGGACGUGCCGGAGCCUUCGCUGCACGUCAGUACGGAGCUGAAGGAUGCAGACGGUCUAGCUGCUGAAGACCAAGAGCCCUCGAGCACACAGUUGGAGUCUUCAGACGAAGAUGGCCACAAAUCAGGGACGGAGGAUUCUCCAGGUCCUUCCCAAAGCCCGACAGGCGGCGGAGAAUCGGACAUAUUGGAGCAGAAUUCUCAGCCAGGGAGGGAAGAACCUGCAGAAGAACAAGAUGCGGAGAAGCACGACCCAGUAAGCAGCAGCAGCAGCAGCAGCAGCGAGGAGGGAGUGUCCAGUGCAGAGCCUGCGUCUGCCUGUUCGAGCAGUUCCACAGAGCUGACAGCAGAGGGCAGCAGCAGCGCAGAGAACAGUUCAGACAGCUCAGAGACUGCAGAUGACCCCAUGGAGCAAGACUGAAGAUGGGGUCCUUGACACUGAAUUUCUUUCUUUCUUUCAUUCUUUCUUUUGUGUUUUGUUUUAUUUGUUUUUUUUAAAGAAAACCACACCAAAACGGCCCUGAACCACCCGUUCUGUAAAGAGUGGAUCUCUGUCACACCUGAGGAGGGCAUUCUUGUGGCAACCCAGAGAACCUCAAAACCCCCUCCACCCUUCACGUCUCUCCACACCUCGUGUGACCCUUUCCUCAGACCACACUGUCUCAUACUGGUCCACUGUUCUGGAGAACGCUUUUAAGGCUCGUCGAUUUCCCCGAUAUUUUUUUUUUGGGAAGCUUUUGGAUUCACCGGCAAGUCGUGUCUGUCCGCGGCACGUUCUGUACUCAUCUAAUCACGCAUCGCCACACGUUCUGCAUCCGUUGCAGUGCGACGUUUCAUUAAACGUCUCGGUAUGGAAGUGCGUGGCGGAGGUGUGUGUGUGUGUGUGUGUGAGCGUAAGAGAGCUCGUUUAAUCCCCUUAGCUUUGAGAUAGACCGAGACUAAUGCAGUCAGAAAGAAGCUCUAACCUACAGAUUAGGAGUUAAACAUUCCAGGGGCAUGCCUCCUCUUAAAGCGAUACUAGGUAGGAUUAAACCACUAGAAACUGUGAAGCGUUCCUAAUCUCACACUCUCGGAACAGAGAUUUCUCAUGUAAACACACAUCACUGAAAUAAAGCUUUUUUUUAUAAUGGUGAAA
Molecule: messenger RNA, 2101 nt
Organism: Pygocentrus nattereri (red-bellied piranha)
Lineage: Eukaryota; Metazoa; Chordata; Actinopteri; Characiformes; Serrasalmidae
Gene: ppp4r2a
Product: protein phosphatase 4, regulatory subunit 2a
Exons: 9
Coding region: 107-1387 (426 amino acids)
Biological process (GO): protein dephosphorylation
Cellular component (GO): protein phosphatase 4 complex; cytoplasm; nucleus
Molecular function (GO): protein phosphatase regulator activity
Source: RefSeq, a predicted model, not a curated record